This is a messenger RNA of Tuber aestivum (summer truffle), 577 nucleotides long. The record is from the annotation of a GenBank genome assembly. Lineage: Eukaryota; Fungi; Ascomycota; Pezizomycetes; Pezizales; Tuberaceae.
CCCACCCCCCCAAGAUCCCGAUCCCUCUACCCAACCCUUCACCCCUCCCGCGCCAGGGCCCCAGAACCCGCCACCCCCGCCGCACCCGGGAUCUCGGGCCUGGACAUAUACGGCGACCUGCCGGGUCCGGUAAACUCUGUGGAAGCGCUCUACGACACGCACUUCCUGCUGGCGAGUGGGACCCGCACCGCUGCCGGGAGUGGCGUUUUCCUGCUGAAUGAUUGCGUGUUCGCUUGGGCGCCGGACGCGGCUUGUAAGGAUGGGCUGGUGGGGUUUGGGGAGGGGGCGUGGGGGGUUUUGGAGGUUGUUUGGCCGAAACCUGGUUUGUUGCCUCCCACUAUAACCAUUUCGUGUCCUUAAGCUUCAGGGGUUACUGACUGGGGGGGCAGAGUUGUUGAUCAUUGGAACGGGAAAGAGGACUUUACUUUUGGCUCCCGAUGAUAGGAGGAGGAUUGCGGAGUUAGGGGUUAGGGUUGAUAUCAUGGAUACCGGGAGCGCUGCGGCGGAGUUUAAUCUUUUGGCGACCGAGAGGGGGGGUGGGAUUGCGGGGGCCUUGUUGGCUGGGGGGUUUAGGGGG